AUGAACGAGAAAAAUCAAGUCGUGCUACUGCUGGCAGUUGUCUUUGGCAUUAGCCUGAUAGCAGCCAAUACCAACAGAUUCGUACCCAAUACCUUAUCGACUGUCAGAUCCGACAAUGUAAGCCACGUACCGAUCCUUCCAAAGCUAAAUCGUGCCAAGCGUGUAGCUAUUUACAAUGGUCAAGGCGUUGUGAAGUUUGUCGCUGGCGUAGCGCAUCCCGUCAAGCAGGUAGACAAAGAUCAAUCAUUUUGGUUCUUCUACAAUGUACAAAAUCAAUGGAUACCCACAACAAUUCCCCUUUAUUGGUGGAGUUUUUGGAAUACUACAGCCUUUGUGAGCACAGCCCGUGAGUUGCGCAAAGGUUUGCAGUCUACAAUACAUCACGAUUCUACACGAACUUGGCUCUACGAUGCCAUCGAAACGGGCAUGGAACAUUUGCAGGGCAGCGAAAGUGGCACAACUUGCCUGCUGCGCAGUAUAUGCGAAAUAUCCCAACUGCCCUUCGAUGAUGUCAAUAUCUUUAGCGAGAUUCUCAAUGCAGUGCUGAUACCAACGAUGGAUAAUGUGGCCGAAAAAUACAUAAAUGCUAGAGACGCUGGUCGCGCUGGUGCCGAUUGCAUUAAAACUUACAACGAAUGCAGCCCAAGGGUUUGGGACUUUUUAACGCACGUCACGAAAAUAUCUAUCUGA
Molecule: messenger RNA, 690 nt
Organism: Drosophila albomicans
Lineage: Eukaryota; Metazoa; Arthropoda; Insecta; Diptera; Drosophilidae
Exons: 4
Coding region: 1-690 (229 amino acids)
Source: RefSeq, a predicted model, not a curated record